Prorocentrum cordatum is the source of this 312-nucleotide messenger RNA. The record is from the annotation of a GenBank genome assembly. Lineage: Eukaryota; Dinophyceae; Prorocentrales; Prorocentraceae.
GAUGCCGCCCAAGGCGCCUGGGAGAGGACGACGCAGAGGUGCCAGCGGUGCGCUCAGGCGAGCGCCGCCGCGGCGGAUGCGCGGGCCGCCCCGGGGCUCCGCCUCGCCGGCCUCGACGUGCCCGGCGCGGAGCUGGCGCGGCUGGGCGCGAGGGCCGCCCUGCUGGUCCGGAGCCCGCCUGCCGGCGCGGCCGAGGGCGGCGAGGCCGAGUUCUACCUCCGCGCGCAGGUGCACGCGCCCGUUCGGCUGGAGGAGGGCCACUCCGUGGUCCUCGACAGCCUGGCGGCGCCAGAGGCGGGCCUGGCCCCCGAG